This is a messenger RNA of Parastagonospora nodorum SN15, 1563 nucleotides long. RefSeq lists its product as hypothetical. Gene Ontology annotation, molecular function: transmembrane transporter activity. The transcript is spliced from 4 exons. The coding region runs from base 1 to 1563 and encodes 520 amino acids. Lineage: Eukaryota; Fungi; Ascomycota; Dothideomycetes; Pleosporales; Phaeosphaeriaceae. The record is from RefSeq and is a predicted model, not a curated record. Gene Ontology annotation, biological process: transmembrane transport. Gene Ontology annotation, cellular component: membrane.
AUGGCUGCUAACCACGACCACUCUGGCCUGGAGGCUGUCCAGCCUCAGGGUCACCUGACUCCCAAUGAGAAGGCCACCGUCAUGGCCAGCGACGUCUCCAGCUCGCAGAUCAGCUCGCCAGGCGACUAUGACGGCGACCUGCCCGACCCUGAUGUUGGCAAGACUGAUGCAGAGCGCGCACAACUGGACAAAGCCCUUGUCAGGAAAAUGGAUCUGUGGCUGAUCCCCUGGCUGUCGCUGCUCUAUCUCUUGUCCUUCCUCGACCGCACCAACAUUGGCAAUGCCCGUGUCGCCAACAUGGAGAAGUCGCUCGACAUGAAGGGCACAGACUACAAUGUUGCACUGACCAUCUUCUUCAUUUCCUACGCCGGAUUUGAGCCGCUCACCAAUAUCGCCAUCAAGCGCUGGUCCCCUCGUGUCUUCUUCACCGGCAUCAUCCUCGUGUGGGGCGCCAUCAUGACCCUCAUGGGUGUGGUCCACAACAAGGCCGGCUUGUACGCCUGCCGUUUCUUCCUUGGUAUCGCCGAAGCCGGUCUCUUCCCUGGCGUCAACUACUACCUCUCUUGCUGGUACAAGCGUCAGGAACUGGGAUUCCGUGCAGCACUUUUCUUCUCUGCAGCUGCCCUGGCUGGUUCGUUCGGUGGUCUUUUGGCCGCCGCCAUCACCCAGAUGGACGGCACUGCUGGCUACGAAGGCUGGCGAUGGAUCUUCAUCAUUGAGGGUUUGAUGACCGUUUUUGUUGGCGUUUUCUGCUGGUGGAUGGUUUUCGACUUCCCCGACACUGCCACCUUUUUGACUCCUGAAGAGAAGCUCCGAGCUAUGCGCCGUCUCCGUGCCGAUGGCCAAGCCCGCGCAACCGUUGGAAAGAUUGACCGCAGGCACGUCAACGCUGCCCUGACUGACUGGAAGACCUGGGGCUACGCUGUGUGCUACAUGGGAUGCCUCUGCCCCCUGUACUGCUUCUCGCUCUUCCUCCCCACAAUUCUCCUUGCUAUGGGCUACAAGGGUACCCAAGCCCAGCUCUUGUCCGUUCCUCCCUACGCCGUGGCUGCCACCGUAACUGUCAUCAUCGGCUGGAUUGCGGACAAGACCAAGUGGCGUGGCUACUGCAACAUGGUUAUCUCCUUCAUUGGAUGCAUUGGUUUCGCCAUGUUGCUGGCCACCGACAACCCACACGUGCAGUACGCCGGUACUUUCCUCGGUGCCAUGGGCAUCUACCCGACUGUUUCCAACACUUUGACUUGGGCCUCCAACAACGUCGAGGGCUCGCUGAAGCGAGGUGUCAUGGUCGGCGUGGUUGUUGGCUGGGGUAACAUGAACGGCGUUGUGUCGUCCAAUAUCUACAUGACCAAGGAGAAGCCUCGCUACUACACUGGCCACGGCAUUGUCCUCGCAUACAUGUUCCUCUUCCUUUUCGGUGGAACUGUCUUCAUGCACUUUAUGCUCAAGCGCGAGAACAAGCUGAGGAAAUCCGGCGCACGCGAUGAUCUGCUGCAAGGCAAGACUGAGUCUGAGGUCGAGGUCCUUGGAGAUAAGAGGCCCGAUUUCAUCUACGUCACUUAA